This is a messenger RNA of Lodderomyces margitis, 723 nucleotides long. Its product is annotated as ribosylnicotinamide kinase. Lineage: Eukaryota; Fungi; Ascomycota; Pichiomycetes; Serinales; Debaryomycetaceae. The record is from RefSeq and is a predicted model, not a curated record. Bases 1 to 723 code for a protein of 240 amino acids. Gene Ontology annotation, cellular component: cytoplasm. Gene Ontology annotation, molecular function: ATP binding; kinase activity. The transcript has a single exon.
AUGACAAGGGACAGUGACAGGGUCGUGCUUAUUGCAUUUGGGGGACCUUCAUCAAGUGGGAAAACUACAGUCGCUCAAACCCUCAAGGUUCUACUUCCCGAUGUGACGUUGAUCCACUUGGACGACUUUUAUCUCACCGAUUCACAAAUACCAGUAGAUGAGGCUACUGGAUAUCAAAAUUGGGAUUGUGCCGAAGCAAUUGAUUUUGAAAAGUUUAAGACAUACAUUCGGAAUAUAAAGUCGGGGAAGAAACAAGUUCCCGUGGAUUCGAUCCAAUCGAACGAUUUGAAAUUAAGGUUGAGCCCAGCUGAAAAGAAGCAGAUACUUGAAAGAAUAAACCAAAACAGCGACAAAUUCGCAAGAAAGGAGUUGGUAUUUAUUGAUGGAUUUAUGUUGUUUCACAAUCCAGAAAUAAUUAAACUAUUCGACAUUGAGCUAUUUUUUCAUGCGUCAUUUGACACGUUGAAGAAGAGACGGGAAUCGAGAGGUGGUUACAACACUGUUGAGGGAUUCUGGGUAGACCCACCUGAUUACUUUGCAAACAUUGUGUGGCCAGCCUUUGUAAAUUCUCACAAGUACCUAUUUAUUGACGAGAAUGUCGCCAACAGGUUGAAACCAGAAAUUGCAAAGCAGUACAACAUCUACGAUAUCAACAAUGACAAUGACUCGACUCUAUUUGAUUUGGUACAGCAAUCACUACAAUUUAUUAUAGAUAACUUAUAG